UAAAUUUAUUUAAGAUAAUCAAAACAAUAAAAUGGUAAAUCAUGAAAAACUUUCAAAAGCUGAUAUAUUUUGUGUAUUAAAUUUUAAUAUAAUAGCUUGGAUUAAUAUUGUAUCAAUUAUAUUUUGGUAAAUUGCCUUAUGGAGAAAAUUUAAAGCAAUACAAAGAUUUCAUUAAAUAAACUGAUAUUGAGAGAAUGAAGAAUAUAGAAAAGUUGAAAAAAAUAGGGUACGAAGAAUAGUGGUUUGUAUAUCUUGUAAUAUUUAUGAUUCAAACUAAUCCAGAUGAUAGAGCUGGAUUUCAAGAAUUUGUAUAUAUGCUUUAUAAAAAAUUUGAUAAAUUUAUUAUCAGAAUGCAAGAAAUUUGUCUGAAAAUUAUUUAAUAACUUAUUCCAAAAAAAAUUAAUAUUAAAGGAGAUAGUUUGAAAUUCCAAGACAAUUUUUAAUUAACCAAUUGUUAAAAUAGAAAAGAAUAAUUCUUAGUCUCCAAUAAAAGGUUAAAUUUUAAAUAAAACUAACCUUAAAAAUCCUUUCAAUCAACAAUAAACUAUUUAAUUAAAUAAAAAUAAUAAUUAAGUGUUAAAUUAACCCAUUACUUAGCAAUAAUAAAUUUAUCCAAUUACAAAGAAGAAUGA
Paramecium sonneborni is the source of this 632-nucleotide messenger RNA. The record is from the annotation of a GenBank genome assembly. NCBI's taxonomy places the organism in Eukaryota, Ciliophora, Oligohymenophorea, Peniculida, Parameciidae.